Molecule: messenger RNA, 3000 nt
Organism: Physcomitrium patens
Lineage: Eukaryota; Viridiplantae; Streptophyta; Bryopsida; Funariales; Funariaceae
Source: RefSeq, a predicted model, not a curated record
UGCUGGAAUGCAAGCAGCGUCGCCUCAACAGCAGCAGCAGCAGCAGGUCUACCCCCAGCCAGUGUUGACGCAGCAUCAACUACCACCGCAGCAGGUUCAGAUUCCAAUGCAGGACGGCUAUGGAGCUGCAGUCGCGGGGAGCAUCCAUUCAAUGCUGCUUGCUCACGGCCUCAACCACAGUGCGGUCUCCUUGUCUGGUCAGAAGCGAGAUAGUUCUGGUGCUCCUGUGCACGGCGGCCGCGAUACGACCGAUGGUUCUUUUGUGAAACUUUUUGUUGGGUCUGUGCCCCGAACAAUUACGGAAGAUGAGGUGCGACCAAUGUUUGCUGAGCACGGAAACGUACUUGAAGUUGCCAUAAUCAAGGACAAAAGAACAGGAAAUCAACAAGGUGCUUCUUGUGUCGUCACUUCAUGCUUAUGGUUAUAUACAUGUUUGCAGUUCAAAGUUUUUAAAACUAUCGUCGCGUAUCUCACUACCGGUGCACACAUGGUAAGGAUGUGCACCACAUUUCUUCGCCUCACUCAUCGUCACCUUUGCGGUUUUAUUUUAGAUGUUGUUAGACUUCGACAAGUGGGAGUGAUUGAGAGAAGAGUCAUUGAUGGUAUUAGUUGUAGGGAUCGAGGAAGUAAGGUUAGAACCAACGUGGUUCGAAUUCUGUGCAAGAUCCAUCGUACUUCAGGUUCUUUAACUGAGGAAAACUUUAUUCUUCAUAAUAUUGGUUCAAUCAUUAUCAAUGAAAUUCCGUUUGUCUCAAGUCAUUCUCACAUGAAUGUAGAGGUUUGUAUGACUUGCUGUGGCUGGUUAAAUAAUGGUUUGAAGAAUUGUUCUGUAGAUUUCUGUUUUGUUGCUGGUUUUUUCUGAAAACCUUUUUUGUUUGGUAGCUGCUGUGUAUACACAUGUGUUGGUAUUAUCGUCAGUGAACCUUAUCAGUAGUGCUGUGGUUAUGAAAUGCCAACCUUUGAACAUAGUUCCUUGUAGGAUUGUUGCUUAUGAUUAGCGUGAAUAGCCUGCAUGUGAUGGUUGGUGGAAUAUCCUGAAUGUGCUGUGAUGGUUAUGGAGCGCAAUGAUUUUAGCGGUGCUACUAACCAGUCAUUCUUAUUGAGGGUUUUAUUCUACCCCAAAAAAAUUGUCCACAGAUGACUGCUACGUGAGGCCCUUGCGGCGAUUGCCUCUGCCUAGACUUUAGCUUUUCAUUCGGUAGAGGAUUCACUACACACGAACAAGACAUCAUGUGCAGAAUGUUUCUGAGCAGACAUGGCCUUGGUUCAGAUUUAUGAAAGGUGCCAGGUGGCGCGCCUCAUCAUACAGGCUCAGCCAGAAAAGCUUCCGAUGUUGCUUCGUUAAGUAUUCUACUGUUGAGGAGGCGGAGAGAGCAAUCAGGGCUCUCCAUAAUCAGAAAACGUUGCCUGGGGGGGUUUCACCAGUACAAGUGCGUUAUGCUGAUGGAGAGCGUGAACGACUUGGGGCUGUUGAACAUAAACUGUUUGUUGGUUCACUCAACAAGCAAGCCUCCGAGAAGGAAAUAGAAGAGCUUUUUAUUCCCUAUGGCCGAGUUGAUGAUGUCUACAUCAUGAGGGAUGAGCAGAAGCAGAGCCGAGGCUGUGCUUUUAUUAAAUAUUCUCAAAGGGAUCAUGCCCAAGCAGCAAUCAAUGCUCUGAAUGGAGUUCACAUAAUGCAAGGUUGCGACCAGCCAUUGGCUGUUCGCUUUGCUGAUCCCAAGCGACCGAAGGGUGGGGAUGCGAGAGUUGGCGGUCCAGGUUUUGGUGGCCCAAGUUUUAGUCCUCGCCAAGGAUCGCAAGGUCAACAAGUGCAAGGAGGUUUACGGCCUAUGCAUUCACAAAUGGGUCUUUCAGCUGGUCGGGUCCCACAAUUGAGUUGGAGACCUCAAGGAGUAGUCGGUUAUGGUCAUCUCCAAGUAGUUCCUAGUCCAUAUGGGCCUAGAGGAGGACCUGUUACUGGUGUGCCGCAGAUGGUAAGUCAAGGAGGCUACCAACAGGCACCUCAACAAAGGCCUCAGCAACAGUACGUCCUUCAGCCUUCACAGCAACAACAGCAACCGAUACAACAGAUUCAGCAGCAAUCUCAGGCUUACAUGCCGCAACAGGGUCCUCCACGGCCAAUAAUUCAAUUACAGCCAGGAGGCCAGCAGCAGUCGCAACAACCACAAAUGUUGAUGCAGUUGCAAUCGCAACCUGCUCAGCUGCAACGACAGCAGCAGCAGCUAUCUGAGCAGGUUGCACUCCAGCCAGUGGGUCAGCUACAAGCUUUGCAACCUGGGCAGCAGCACACCCAGCAGCAAUUACAGCCGCAGCAGGUGUACCAUCAAGUGCCUCAACCUCAACAGCUUCAGCAGCCUGCCUAUUAUCUUCCUGUUCAGCAUUCUCAAGCUCAUGCUCCUGUGGCUGCUCCUCAACCUCCAGCCCCGCAACUCACAUGUGAUUGGUCGGAGCACACUUCUCCUGAAGGCUACAAGUAUUAUUAUAACAGCACAACUAGAGAGAGCAAGUGGGAGAAACCGGAGGAGCUGAAGGCUUUUGAACAGCAACAGCAGCUGACACAAGUAACAUUACCAGCAGCCACCAGCACUUCUGGAAUGGGCUACAUGCAUUCACAACCUGUCACCAAUGGCUCUGCAGAACUGCCUAGGCAGCAGGAAAUAUCAUCAAUGUCAAACUGGGGGUGGAGAGGAAAAGUAGCCGGAACAGGGGACUCGGGUCCGUAAGCUUUCACAGUGCCAGAUUCUUCCGGGGCUGAACAACGCUGCUGUUGGAGGUCGUAGGCUCAAGGUUGAAUGGAAGCGAGGUGAAGUGAAUGUAAUCAGGGGUACCAGCAACAACAAUUUUGAGAAUUAGUGAUUUUAGAUUGGCACUCAGAUUUUUCUCUCAUAUUUGUAAUGAAAUUGGAGCAAAAUUUAUACCCAAGACAUCGCAAUACCAUUAUUGUAGACAUCCUAUUUCGUGUAUCAUUUUUUAUUUUUAUUUUUAUUUUUUUAGUGGGAA